ACUAUCGGAGGGGGUUUUCGUACACGCUGAACAUAUUUCCACAUGGCUGAACGCCAUGUUGACAUACACAUUCAGCUGGGUGGAACGUUUUAUAGGUGUAGUCCCUGCGCACUUGGUUUAGUUAUAUGUCUACAACUCAUUAACGUGUGUCGUGUAUACUUGUCUCGUUGAUUUGUUGUAAGUUCCUAUCAAUGCCUCACUUUCCGGGUAUUAUGUGUUAUAGGUUACCUGGAUGAAAUGAACCCAAGUCUAUUCUGAGUUGUCCUAAAACUAGCCCGAGAGGCUACAUAAACAUGGCCACAAAUAUGGAUGACGUUACGGCUGUCUUCGCCAGAUUUAACAUCAGGUCUGUAGAGGAUAUUAUCAGACUACCAGAUAUGAAAUCAGUUCUCAUGCUGAUGCGGAAGCUUGGAUUGACCACAACUGGAAUCAGAAGGCAUCAGGAUGCCGAGAGGGUACUUCUUACCUACUGGAGAGAACACAUUAUACAAAAAAGACAAAGAGAGAAUGGCUUCAAACAAGCUUUGUCUGACGACAUCAAAAACCGGAGAAUUCUGUCGGAUAAAUAUGACGAGGUGGUUGAAUACUACAAGAAACUUCCAGAACAGCACCGUCGUGACCUUGACCAGUUUUUCAAGGGCAUUGUUGAGACAGUGAAAACAAAGAAGGGCGAACUGGCCAGUAGUGACUGUGCUAUUCUUGUUGCGGGAGAGACGUCUGCAGGAAAGAGCAGUUUCAUCAAUCUCCUUCUCGGCAAGGACCUUUUACCAACAAGUGAUCUACAAUGCACAACCUCCAUCUGUGAGAUCCGAUACUCACAAAGCGGUAAAAAGUAUGCUGUGCUGCACCAUCGCUCCAUCGACAAACAAAAACGCCGACCAGAAACUAUAGACCUGGAGCAUGACAAGGGUAUAGAUGUUCUAUCAAAGGUUGUCAUUGAGCUCGACGGCGAAACCGACGAGAGUCCAUACUCUCGAGUGGAGAUAUUUUGGCCUAUUGACACUCUAGAGUCUGGAAUAGUGAUUGUGGAUACACCUGGUAUAGGGGCAAGUCGCCAGUUGUCUAAGCGUGUUGAAAGGUUCCUCUCCAAAUCAUUUGGCUUUAUCUACAUCAUCAACAGUUCAAAUGCCGGAGGAAUACAGAAAGGCAGGUUAAAGGACUUCCUAAGGCUAGUUACCACAUCCGUUGACGAGGACUUCAACCCCCGAGCCACUAUGUUUGUGUGCAACAAAUGGGACACCGUACCAGAGAGUGACCAGGGGGAUGUCUAUAAGAACACCAUUGCACAGCUCAAACGCUGUUACCCUACUGUCAGGUUGGACCAGAUAUUCCGCCUGUCUACGUCAGAGGCACUUAAAGCAAUGAAAUACGCCGGGUCUACUACGACAGAGCAUGCUCUGAUUCUCAAGGGACUAGAGCGCCUCCUACCAUCUAGUUUGAAAAACCAAAUAGCUUCACAUUAUGGAUGGAUAUCACAGGUGCUGAAGCGGUCUCACUACUCACUUAAGGUCGCUAAGUUGAUGGACGCUAAAGGACUGGAAGAGAAAGAACAAUUACAGAGGAGGUUGAUGACGCAGAUGGAUCGUCUAGAGAGGGAUGCUAAGUUUACUCUAGACAGUAUGCGGAAGGAAGUAAAAGAAGAACUUGAGAGCCUGCACAGACAGAUUGUCCGUCUUCUAUCCAGAACAGAUAUCCUGUCUAACCUCUGUAAACGGAAUGUUAAAGAAUGUCCAUCUGCUGAAAACUGGAAGAAAGUGGUGAAAAAAGCUGAAGACGAAAUUUCAGCUAAAUUAGUUGAAGAAGUCAACAAAUAUGAUGAUCAAAACGGCCUCGUCAAACAUCUGAAGGACAAAAUUGUUAAAAAGUUCAAGCGGGACUUUCAAAUCAUGGAAGACCAGAUGCGAGAUGUCGAAGUUGUACUACUCCCUGGCGAUAAACGUGCUGUAUCAGACUUUCACAAAUCCAUGAAAAGACCUGCACCUGUGAAAAACGUGUUCCAGAAGGCAGGUAAAAAUCAGGGAGGCAAGCCCAACGAUCUCAAACAAAUUGGGAACGCAGUAGCUUGUGCUGGAUCAUUGAAUACGAAGUCUAAGGACAUACGGGGUAUCUUUAAAUCCUACAGCAAACGAGACCCCGUGAAGACCAUGGAAGACGCGACCAUAUUGUUUAUCAAGAGCAUAAUAGACGGAAACCUGCUAAGGGCAAAGCUCGAUCUUUUUUUGAGCCGAUACAUCAAAGGUAUAGAUGAUAUUGCUAAAAUGAUCCCAGAUCUUCUCAAAGCGGAUAGAAUAUUGAUGGAUACUUUGAAAAACGAGAUGAAGGAAAAUAAAGGUCUUCUGUCAAAUAUAUAUCCCGAACUCCUUCGCGAUAUAACCAAGAAGCAGGGACAACUAGACAUGUUCUAUAUCAGAUGUAUUAUGGAAUCCGACUUCAGAAUGAGGGAGCUAGAGGUAGACAAAUCCAGGUCCCUUGGGAGUGGGACGUUUGCUGACGUAUUUAUGGGAACACUUAAACCACCUGGGGAGGUGGCUACAAAAGUAGCGGUCAAAAUCAACAAAGAGACCAUUAAUGCCUUCAACGUGAGCGACCUUCUACUAGAAGACCGAACAUUGCGAGAUCUGAAACAUAAAAACAUUGUCACCUAUUUCGGAUCCGUCCUCAGCGAGACUGAAAAAUCACAGAUCAAAUGGAUCAUGCUAUUAGAAUGCUGUAAGGGCACACUGAAGGACGUGUUUUUGGAGGAGUCAUUUGGAAACCCUGGCAAACUUGGGAACAGACGUAAUGAGCAGUUACAUGCCAUGCGAAAUAUGUGCCGGUAUGUAGUUGAGCUUUGUCAUGGACUACAGUACUUGCAUGGGAAGGAUUUGGUGCAUAGAGACCUUAAACUGGAGAAUGUGCUGGUAUCUCUGGACGGAACUGUAAAGCUGACUGACGUAGGUCUGACAAAAGGCGCCCAGAUGAUAUCGGGAACUAUCGCAGGCUCCCCUGUUUAUAUGGCACCGGAGGUACUAGUGACACAUGAUAUAUACGACCACAAGGCGGAUAUCUAUAGCCUCGCUAUCAUGCUGUGGGAGAUGUGGUACGGUAUGGAUGCCGCAAUUCAUAUCCAACACUACAUCCACAAAUCCCUGCAAGAGUCGGUCGGGGGUGGUCUCCGACCAAAUAUGUCAAUCCAGCACCGACCCCCUGACGACUGGAUAAGCGUGAUCGAGAGAUGCUGGGCUAAAGAUCCUUCGGCAAGAAUGGAGGCUGCAGCUGUUGGCAGCUUCUUCGAAAAAUUUUAAAAGUAAAUUAAGCAUCAAAAUAUGGAAUUAGUCAACUCCUCCACAAGAGAAGGCUUAUCUUGAUGAUUAGGAUGGACUCAUUUGCACAGGAUACGGAUUAAUGUAGUUCUACUAAAGCUUAUCUAAUCAUUUUUGCGUUGCAUUUAGCAAUACGUUUUAGGUAUUUUUCGCAACAGUGCUUCUUUCUCAUACCAAACUAUUGUCAGGAUUAAAUAAAGUUGAAUGUGCAUGCUUUGUUAUUCGUACGAAAAAGAAAAGCCACCGAAUAUGUUUUUAUAUGCUCGAACAUAGAAUUGAAAGCGUUAGAUCGCCACCUUUGAAUGUUUGAAUGUCAUAUAUUGAUUCAAUUUCUGAUCUGUGUCGCAGUAAAAUGUAUUAAUGUUUGUAUGAUCUUUUUAUCUUUUGAAUAAUAUUUGAAAAGAAUGAUUGCAUCUAGUAAAAGGAAAAUGUCCAAAAUAAUGAAUGGUUAUUAACACCCUCCCACGAUGUACAAGGCAGUGUUGUCAAAGCAACACGAUACAUUUGCAAAUAUGUGUAACAAUAGAUUAUUAAGUAUUCUUCCCAUGUAUUAAAAUUUAAACAAUUGCAUUCAAACGAUCUAUAUACAUGUGAUGUAUAGUUAUUCAUGUUUCUUUUUAUUUUUUUGUUUUUUGUUUAUUUUUUCAAUUCCAAAAUUUUAUGUCUUUCUAUCUUUGAAAUUAAAUGUAUGUUUAUGUACUUAUUUGUAACCAUAAUGAGAAAAAAGCAUAUUUAACUGUCUUAUGGAUUUAGUUGAUACGUCUAUCGAGGGUAGAUAUUUAAUUUCAGCAGAUAGCUGCUAUGUCUAUUCAUGUGUCUUUGUGUUGCUAACCAGACAGAAAUACACUACCACAUAACCAAAAUAACGUCUUCGAUAUGUUUAACUAGACCUUAUCUCGCCAGUAUAUCAAUACUACAAUCGUAUAAGUCCCGCAUAUGAAUACAACUACUGGGUUAUGCAGUUGAAUAGAAUAUGAACAACAUCAACAAUCAUUUAAUUUGAAUGUGAAUCAAGUUAGAUCAACGAUUAGUUUAAUUCAAUGGCAAGUAAAUAACACAAGAUCAAAAAUCCGUUGAAAUGAACGUUAAUAUCGUUAUAUCAACACUCAGUUAAAAUGGAUGUUUAUAUCGUUAUAUCAACACUCAGUUAAAAUGGAUGUUUAUAUCGUUAUAUCAACAAUCUUUUGACAUGAAUGUUUAUAACUCCAUAUCAACAAUCCUUUGAAAUGAAUGUUUAUAACUCUAUAUCAACAAUCCUUUGAAAUGAAUGUUUAUAAUUCUAUAUCAACAAUCCAUUGAAAUGAAUGUUUAUAACUCUAUAUCAACAAUCCUUUGAAAUGAAUGUUUAUAAUUCUAUAUCAACAAUCCAUUGAAAUGAAUGUUUAUAACUCUAUAUCAACAAUCCAUUGAAAUGAAUGUUUAUAACUCUAUAUCAACACUCAGUUAAAAUGGAUGUUAAUAUCCUUAUAUCAACAAUGAAAUGAAUGUUUAUAUCUCUAUAUCAACAAUCAGUUAAAUUGAACAUAAAUAAAGUUUGAUCUGAAUGUUAAUAUGGUUAGAUCAGAUGCGACACUAACUAUGUCAAUUCUCAGUAUCGCGUUAGGCGACUUAAAAAGCACUACGUUAGACUAACCUAGCAAGACGCAAUGUGAACUAUUAAUUUACCUGAAUAUUGGAUAAUAAUUUCCUUACACAGGUGUUGUGUCUUUAUAAAGUUAUUCUCAUUCAUGUCACUUAAAAACAGAAAUGUAUCUUCUGUUCAACAUAUUGCAUAAAUCAAUUGAUCAGAUGAUUUUUCUGGACCUUGACCCCAUGAGCCGAUUCAUGUCUUUAUCGGGUAUGACGAAAUAUGUCGUAUAUGUAUGUGUGGUACGCUAAUUUGUACUAUUUAAUUAUAUAUUUACAAAUACAAUAUUACAUUUUAC
This is a messenger RNA of Pecten maximus, 5227 nucleotides long. RefSeq names its product tyrosine-protein kinase Fer-like. The transcript is spliced from 10 exons. The coding region runs from base 294 to 3284 and encodes 996 amino acids. Gene Ontology annotation, biological process: protein phosphorylation. Lineage: Eukaryota; Metazoa; Mollusca; Bivalvia; Pectinida; Pectinidae. The record is from RefSeq and is a predicted model, not a curated record. Gene Ontology annotation, molecular function: ATP binding; protein kinase activity.